Molecule: messenger RNA, 1234 nt
Organism: Aspergillus fijiensis CBS 313.89
Lineage: Eukaryota; Fungi; Ascomycota; Eurotiomycetes; Eurotiales; Aspergillaceae
Exons: 1
Coding region: 135-1133 (332 amino acids)
Molecular function (GO): hydrolase activity
Source: RefSeq, a predicted model, not a curated record
UUUCCCCCCCUGGACCUUAUGUAUAUGGUACCGGCAAUCUUGGGAAGUGGUAGGGAGGCUGGUAGAUGAUAGCCACAGUAGGCUUGAAGUCCCAGCACCUGCAGUGUAGCCGAUCACGUGUGUCAGUUUAGUUGAUGUAUCUACCUGCAUCAACAGCCCCGUCAGCCAGCUCGCUCUACCUUACUUACCCUUGGAUUUACAACAUUGACCAAGCACAGCUCUCCCUGCAUCUCCCCCCAAGACAGCCAUGUUCCCCCAAACUCCGAUCCUAUCUCUCCAAGCCUCCUCCCUGGGCCCCCUCCUGCACCUUCCAAAUCCUCUCCGACCUCCACCUCGAACUCAACCAGCAAUAUCUCUCUUAUGAGAUUCCUGCUUGCGCUGAACAUUUGAUCCUCGCAGGCGACAUCGGCCGUCUGGCUGACUACAAGCAUUAUCGCGAUUUCUUGCAAAGACAAACAGACCGCUUCAAGGUCGUCCUACUAAUCCUCGGCAACCAUGAGUUUUACGGCCUGUCGAUCGCCGCGGGGCUGGACAAGGCCUGGCAGCUGGAGCAGGAGCCCUGCCUGCACGGACGGCUGAUCGUCCUCAACCGGACACGAUAUGAUGUCCCGGGAUUUGAUGUCAGCGUGCUGGGCUGCACGUUCUGGUCCCACGUGCCUGAUGAAUCGCGCGAGAUUGUGCAGGCGAAGAUUCAAGACUUCCGCAAAAUCACGGGUUGGACCGUGGCAGGCCACAACGCGAUGCACGACGCUGAUCUCGCGUGGUUACAGAAUGAGAUCCAGUCGAUCCGUCGGGAGGCUCAUCACGAUAAGACGAUGACACGGGCAGGAAAGCCCUGUAUUAGUCGUCCCAGGCGGUCGAUUCUCGUGGUGACCCACCACGCACCCUCACUCGAAAGGACAUCCGCCCCGCAACACGCGCAGAACCCUUGGAGAUUUGCAUUUGGCACGGAGAUCCUAUCUCAGACUUCCGAGGGGGUAAAAGUGUGGGUGUUUGGGCACACGCAUUACAGUGCUGAGUUUAGGGUGGGCGAGGUCUUGGUCGUUAGUAACCAGCGGGGAUAUGUGUUGCCUUGGAGUCCAGCGACUGCAGAGACUGCAUUCGAUGUUAGAAAGGUAAUACGUCUCUCAUGAGUCGGGGGUGAAACUCAUAGAUCUAGUCAUACAGAGCCAUCCUGGGGAGUAUUAUACUCCGGAUGCUUGGGAUUGAGGGGCACCAGGAAGCUGAAAGAAAG